This is a messenger RNA of Thalassophryne amazonica, 2419 nucleotides long. Its product is annotated as protein FAM171B-like. The record is from RefSeq and is a predicted model, not a curated record. The transcript is spliced from 7 exons. Bases 172 to 1998 code for a protein of 608 amino acids. NCBI's taxonomy places the organism in Eukaryota, Metazoa, Chordata, Actinopteri, Batrachoidiformes, Batrachoididae.
ACCGACUUUACCUGAUCCAGUGAAGAGAACGUAGGCGCUAAAGUGAACCAAUGGAAAUUGCAAACUGCUGUCAAACAUUGUGCUUAACACAAAAAUACACAUCUGCAUCUUAAAAGUAGUCUUUAUUUUUCCUCAGGUUCUGCCUUCACCCUAAAGGUCCAGGUGAAUGACAUGUGGAAUCGUGACUACCUGAGCCAGGCAUUGGUGGAAGUCUAUGUUAACUACACUUGGACCAGUGAAGCUCUGACUGGAGAAGAUGGUACUGCUACUGUUGCUGUACCUUAUCAAACCGGACUGCCAAUCACAGUCGUUGCCAGCAAGGAAGGCUACAUAUGGAUGCCCCUACCUUAUAAAACCAGCAGAAUGCCAAUAUUUUCUUCAGUGACAAUGUCGCUACUCCGUCUGACUCAAGGCAACAUCUGGUUCUUUGAAGAUUCUGUAUUGAUCACUUGCAAAACAUCUGGUGCUUCAUCUCAGGCUAUUGUCACAUUUUCCAAGAACCUUCUAAAUCUAACAGACAGCCGUGAUAUCACCUCAAUAAAGGCUUACCUCACCAUUCCUGCACUGUCCUCAGAGGACAGCAGCUUUUUGAACACUCUGGGCAUCAUGAGCACCAAAUCAGGUUACAUAAGUGUGGAUUUGAGUCCAGUGGCAGUCGUCAGUGUUCAACUCUUCUCCAGCGACACAGAGUUACAUGUAAGUGGGCCAAUACAAAUCAGUCUCAGUGUUCCUGACAGCUUCAGACUUCAAACUUCAAAUGUGGUUCCUGCCUGGUUCUUCAACCGGAUGACUGGCGGAUGGAUGAAAAAGGGUCACGGAAUGGUGUUGUCAGUAGCAGGGAAGCAUAUGUGGACAUUCACAGCUCCACACCUUGGCUAUUGGAUUGCAGCACCUUUGUCAUCCAACAGAGAUUUCCUGGGAUUUGUUGAAUUUGUUAACUUCAUCGUACACCGGUCGUCUUUCCUGAUGGUUUUCCUUUGUGGGAUGCUUGUCGUUGUCACCUGUCUUCUUGUUGGGUUGUUGUACUAUCACAGAAGCUUCCGCUGUAAAACCAAGACACAGAAGAACCACCCUGCCACAGUGAUGACAAAAGACCAGACCACGUCGACACAAGACAAAGAACUCUCUGAAGAAUCUUCAGCAGAUUCACAUGUGCAGGAUGAAGAUGGGGAAGAUAUCCAGCACAAUUCCUUUGUCAUAUCCAUGCGCAAUGACAUGGCCAACCAUAGAUCAAGACAUGGAUUGAUCCAGUUUGAUGAAAAUGCUGUGGCUGUUGUGUUGGAAUGUGUUGCACAGGAGCAGAGCGCAGACCCCCAUGAUCUCAUGCGAUUACACAAAAACCCGCAGCAAAUGAAAUUUACAGCAGAGGAUUUGUUUUAUUACAAAAAGUCACCUGUCACCAUUCUUCAUUCGCCAGCAAUUUUCCACGUGGAGGAGCAACCGGAGCAGCCAAAGUGGAGCAAGUCAGCAACCCUACCUCGUGCAGGAGCUUUAAACAGGGCUGCCGGUGAACCUCCCAGCAAGGACUAUGUCAUCUUGACUACCCAGCCCACACAGAACCAGGCUGCAGAAACCAAAGAGCAGCUGGAGGUUCUCGAAGACUCUGAAGAAGCAUCUUGCAACACAUCAUGGGGUCACUUUGGCAUGCCCGAGUCAGUGUCAGUGCCUGGAACAUUAAAUCAAAUUGGUAACAACCGACGUUCCUGCACAGGCAGGGAGCACCAGGGGAAUUCAGUACAUACUUUGGCAGAGCUUUCUAAAAUCCCUUCACCCCAGCCUCCUCGAGCCUGGUUUGUGUCACUGGAAGGCAAACCUGCAGCUGAGAUCCACUACGCCGUGUCAGAACAGCACAGGAGACGGAGGCCAGUGGACAGCCGAGAAACCAGUUUUGAUUCUGGGGUGGACAUGAGUGAAAUGAACCAGGCAGCUGGUAGGAGGGCCGUGACACUACAGCGCAAUGCUACUUUUGUCAAAAGUGCCCCAAGCAGUAAUCAUUGACUUUCCUAGCACAACCCACAGUAUCUGAUCAUUACAUAGCCAGAGGUUGGUGAACACACUUGACAAAUCCUUUUCCUUUUAAAUAAUUUUGCACAUCCAGUGUCAUUUAAUGCUAGUUGUCCCAAAUGAUCAGUCAUGAAGUUGCAUGUUUUAACCCUCUAAAGCUGGUCGUGCACUACAUGAUGGUGUGAUAGGAAUGUGCGUUACCGCAGUUUUGCAUAGAUGUUGCAGUGUGUACAUGGUGACUGCAAUACAGUUCCAUUUGUUGGUGAAAUGGGGCCAAAUCACGAGAACUGGAAUAAUUAAUCAAUCAACUAUUAAUUGAGUACUAAAAUAAAUCAAAUAAGUAAGUCCCUUCAGCUGCACCCUUGUUUACACUCAGGGUCACCACAGCAAAUCUGAGAUGGAUCUACAUAUUGAA